Molecule: messenger RNA, 2026 nt
Organism: Gadus chalcogrammus (walleye pollock)
Lineage: Eukaryota; Metazoa; Chordata; Actinopteri; Gadiformes; Gadidae
Gene: alad
Product: aminolevulinate dehydratase
Exons: 12
Coding region: 77-1072 (331 amino acids)
Biological process (GO): heme biosynthetic process
Cellular component (GO): cytosol
Molecular function (GO): porphobilinogen synthase activity; zinc ion binding
Source: RefSeq, a predicted model, not a curated record
CAUAAACUAGAAAACUGGAGCAAGGAAGGAAGGAAGGAAGAAUCCGGUAGAACACUUUUCAAGGCCGAUAUCUAAAAUGCAGACGCCAGUCGAGUCUGUGCUCCACAGUGGUUAUUUUCACCCAACACUGAGAUACUGGCAGUCAUGUGCAGCAGAUUUAAGACCUGAAAACCUCAUCUACCCAAUCUUCAUAACAGACAGUGAAGAUGCAGUAGAGCCCAUUGCAAGCCUUCCAGGUCAAGCCAGGUAUGGUGUUAAUAAGCUUGAGGGAAUGCUGAAGCCUCUUGUAGCAAACGGCUUAAAAUGCGUGCUGAUAUUUGGUGUGCCGGCAAAAAUAGAAAAGGAUGGCCGAGGAUCUGGGGCAGACACGGACCAGACGCCAGCAGUGUUGGGCGUGAGGAAGAUCCGCUCUCUGUUCCCCAAUCUGCUGAUCGCCUGCGAUGUCUGUCUGUGUCCGUACACAGCGCACGGACACUGCGGUAUUCUACGUGAGGACGGCACAUUGGACAACGACGCGAGCUGCAUACGUCUAGGGGAGGUGGCGGUAGCUUACGCCAAGGCUGGCUGUAACAUCAUCGCCCCCUCUGACAUGAUGGAUGGACGGGUGAGGGCUAUCAAACAAGCACUGAUGUCCAAUGAAAUGGGCAACAAGGUUUCAGUGCUGAGCUACAGUGCAAAGUUUGCUUCAUGCUAUUAUGGCCCUUUCAGAGAUGCUGCCCAGUCCAAGCCUGCAUUUGGAGAUAGACGCUGCUAUCAGCUGCCCCCUGGUGCCAGGGGACUGGCAUUGCGGGCUGUGGAGCGGGAUGUGAGAGAAGGAGCUGAUAUGCUGAUGGUCAAACCUGGACUCCCGUAUUUGGACAUUGUGAGAGAGGUCAAAGACAAGCACCCGAAUCACCCGCUGGCGGUGUACAACGUGUCGGGGGAGUUCGCCAUGCUGUGGCACGGGGCCCAGGCCGGGGCCUUCGACCUGAAGGCCGCCGUGAUGGAGUCCAUGACGGCCUUCCGCAGGGCAGGCGCUGACAUCAUCAUCACCUACUACACACCUCAGCUGCUAGGAUGGCUGAAAGAGUAAAGGCAAGAGAGAUCGGACAUGCGGCAGGACAAUGUGGACCAAGAAUUAAAGAAUCCAUUUUAAAAGAAGACAGAAUGCAUACCGUCAAAUGGGAGGAUUUUAAAUAUUUAUCCUGCAUUUAAAGCUGACGAAAAAUAUCCCGUACCAAAGUAUUUUUAAAAAAUAACCUUUGUUUUAUGCCAAGUCAUUGAGUGUUAUAUGAAUGUAUCUUGUUGUAGCCUCCUUGACUUCCAAUAAAACGCAACAAAAGACAAUCUUAUUAUGUUGUUGACCUGGUCUUGAUCUGAUCUUGUUUAAUUGAAUAUGCUUUUUUUCCCUUUGGUUGUCUGAACUCCGGCAGAGAGGGUCCUUUUCUGCAGGCAUGGCAGGCCUUAGUAUUUGUAAGGUCAAGAACUACAUUUGGGAUCUUGCUUGACUCAUGCUGUUGUGUGGACAUGAAUGGCAAACUGUCAGUCUCACCAAGUUCCUAGAACUGACAACCCUAAAAAGUCCUGAUUAUCAAACUGAAGCUGUUCCAGGAAACACAGGAUUUGUGUUUGGCGAGUAUAUGUUUGGGACUGACACAGGGGACUCAUGGCAGCCGCUCUGUAUGGGGUCCUUUCUGCGUAAGGAGUUGUGAUGGUGUGGCUUCAUACAAACAUUGGGGCCAUGGUCUGAGAUAGCCUCAAUAAGCAUCCUGUGGGCCAAAUCCUGACCAGCAGCCAUGUUAUCUGGUUCCCCCAUCCUCUCCAACUACAACGAAUAAUGUUAACAUAAUUUAAAGAAAAAAAUCGAAUUAUAUCGGUUACUUAUUAUGUGUUCAAUAUUUAAAACUGCCCUGCUAUCAUGGCCUACAUUGAUACUAUUUCAGUGGAAUUCCAUCUGGGAGCUAACAUGCCAUCUGUGUUUAUAACCCGAUGCUGUGUAUUCCCUAUAGGUUAUCAAUCAUGCAAAUAAACACUUUGAACAGUGUCU